AAUAACUUUAUUGUUUUGACUCUAUCAUCCUUAGAAUUAUUCAAGGUUGUUGCGUUCAAAUGCACUUCAGGAAGGAAAGAAAAGUGAGUUCCCUCCCCUUUCAACAGGCGAUGUUGCCGCACAGAACAGCAAUAGUGCUGCUAAAGAAGAGGUGCAGAACUGAGGGACAAGCCUUUCAGACGGCCUGAUCAUGAAAGCUGUUCGUUUACUCUUCAUCUGUGUGUUCAUGAUUCUGAUGAAGAAAUCAUCUUCUACUAAGGUGAACCCCUGUUGUUACUACCCCUGCCAGAACACUGGCGUGUGCGUGCGGUUCGGCCUGGAAGACUACAGGUGUGACUGCACCCGCACAGGUUUCUAUGGAGACAACUGCACCACCCCUGAGUUGUGGACCAGGAUUCGCCUGGCAUUGAAGCCCCGCCCCUCCACGGUCCACUUCCUGCUGACUCACUUCCAGUGGUUCUGGGAGCUCAUCAACAGCUCCUCCCUCAGAGAUACCAUCAUGAAAAUGGUGCUGACAGUCAGAAGUGAUCUUAUUCCAAGCCCCCCGACCUACAACACCAAGUACGGAUACCUGAGCUGGGAGGCGUACCACAACACCUCCUACUACACCCGGCUCCUCCCUCCAGUUCCUGCAGACUGUCCUUUGCCGAUGGGGACUAAAGGGAAACCAGUCCUGCCAGAUGUGAAACUGUUGACCGAAAGGUUUUUCAGGAGGCAAAAGUUUCGUCCCGAUCCCCAAGGAACCAAUCUGAUGUUUGCUUUCAUGGCUCAGCAUUUCACCCACCAGUUCUUCAAGACCAACCGCAAAGCUGAGGGCGGAUUCACCAAUGCUCUGGGACACGGGGUAGAUGCAAGCAAUAUUUAUGGAGAAGAGCUCGCAAGACAGCAUGAACUUCGGCUUCAUAAGGAUGGAAAACUAAAAUACCAGCUGCUGAACGGGGAGAUGUACCCCCCCACAGUUUCUGAGGUCCCCGUGCACAUGGUGUAUCCCGACAGUUUACCCCCCGAGCAGCGCCUGGCCAUCGGGCAGGAGGUGUUCGGCCUCCUGCCCGGCCUCACCAUGUACGCCACCAUCUGGCUGAGGGAGCACAACAGAAUCUGCGACAUCCUGAAGGCCGAACAUCCAACCUGGGAUGAUGAGCAGCUUUUCCAGACCACCAGACUCAUCAUCAUCGUGUCCCUUUCAGGUCAGAUCAUCAACAUAAUCACAGAAGAGUAUGUGCAGCAGCUGAGCGGCUACCAUCUGAAGCUGAAGUUUGAGCCCUCCCUGCUUUUCAACGUGCGUUUCCAGUACAGCAACCGCAUCGCCCUGGAGUUCUGUCACCUCUACCACUGGCACCCUCUGAUGCCAGACAGCUUCGUCAUCGAUGGCGAUGAAAUCCCGCUAACCAGCUUCAUAUACAACACCUCCAUCCUCAUGCACUACGGUGUGGAGAAACUGGUGGAUGCUUUUUCUCGACAGGCAGCAGGACAGAUCGGAGGGGGUCGCAACUCUCAUGAAGCGGUUCUUAAGGUGGCCCAGAUGGUGAUCACAGAGUCCAGGAGGACACGUAUGCAGCCUUUCAAUGAAUACAGGAAAAGGUUCAACUUGAAGCCAUACGCGUCCUUUCAGGAGUUCACUGACGACAAAGAAAUGGCUGAAGGCUUAGAAGAACUGUACGGUGACGUCGACGCUCUGGAGUUUUACCCCGGUGUCCUGCUGGAGAAAGCCCGAGCCAACAGCAUCUUUGGUGAGAGCAUGGUGGAGAUGGGCGCACCCUUCUCCCUGAAGGGGCUGAUGGGAAAUCCCAUCUGCUCUCCAGAGUACUGGAAGCCCAGCACCUUUGGAGGAGAGACGGGCUUCAAUAUCGUCAAAACGUCCACUCUGAAGAAACUGGUUUGUCUCAACACCAAGUGGUGUCCGUACGUGGCCUUCCGUGUCCCACCAAACCAGGAAGAGGCAGGAGGAAGAAAAGCUAGCACCGAACUUUGAGGAGACGCCACAUCUGACAAUGUUUUGCUUGAAGAGAUUAAGGAUAAACAUAAGGUGUUUGACCAAAAAUGUCUUCAAACUCUAAAAUUUUAUUUUAAACGUUUACAUGUUUGUACUCUUUUAUUUAGAUAAUUUGGAGUCGUGUAUUGUUUGGUUUUAGAUGAUUCGUAUUAAGUGAGACAUUAUUACUUUAUUUAAUACAUUUUAAAACUUUUUGAAAGUACAUCAUUUCCAAACCAGCUCAGAAAUGUAUAUAUUUCAAAUACUUACAAGAAAUGGAAUGAGCAAAGCAUCUGACAAAGCAGUUAAAGCUAGUCUAUAACUGCCUGUGGUUUGAGCACGACUCUUUUCCGGUCUCUGUGGUUCAACUUCCUUUUCAACAACUCAAGAUAGGGAUGACACGAUGGAUAAGGAUGAAAUUUAAAACGAUUUUGACGUUACAAACCAUAAGUGUAAUCAAACAUCUUUAAAUAAACAUACAGGCAGAUUCUGUGCAUUUAUAAAUAAU
This is a messenger RNA of Oryzias latipes (Japanese medaka), 2480 nucleotides long. The record is from RefSeq and is a predicted model, not a curated record. Lineage: Eukaryota; Metazoa; Chordata; Actinopteri; Beloniformes; Adrianichthyidae.